UGUGCAGCGAUGUCGAUGAUGCUGAAGGUGCUGAGGCCGACGUCCAAAGUUCUGGUAGAGUGCGCGGCAGAUGUCAUCAUCUCUUACAGGCUAAACGCCAGCUUUCUCACAAAGAUAGUACAAGCCGUUUGCGAGUUUCACGACCAGUGCUACGAUGGAAUACUGGACAUAAAAGAUAGAAAAACAAGAAGAGGUAUUGCUGGUGAAUGCAUGCUGAGGAACUUCCUGCAGCACUAUCCUGGAUUUUAUUCAGUAACAGACACUGAGGGAAUAUGGAUCUUCAAGAAAAUGAUGGCAUGCUUCUGCAGCGACAAGGAUCUGGAAUUCGAAGACGCUGGCGUGACCAACGCUGUCAUGCAUUGGAUUUAUGAAGUUUUGAGGAGUGACGCAUGAACAUCGUUUAGGGCUUCCAGCGGAUAACCAGUUUCACAGACUCCGGCGUCUCCAUCUUCAAGUCAGCGUGAAAAUAGACAACGUCCUUCGUAUGUUGACAUUGAGACCCGGAGCGGGAAGAGGUUUUGUCACGGUUGGUAGGUAAUAAACGCCUUUUUACAGGUUUUA
This is a messenger RNA of Dermacentor albipictus, 561 nucleotides long. RefSeq lists its product as uncharacterized. The record is from RefSeq and is a predicted model, not a curated record. Lineage: Eukaryota; Metazoa; Arthropoda; Arachnida; Ixodida; Ixodidae.